This is a messenger RNA of Ceutorhynchus assimilis (cabbage seed weevil), 3984 nucleotides long. The record is from the annotation of a GenBank genome assembly. Lineage: Eukaryota; Metazoa; Arthropoda; Insecta; Coleoptera; Curculionidae.
GGUACUGAAGCGGAGCCGUAAUCAUGUAACCAGCGAGAGCACAGAGUCGUUAAACGCUGUAUCAGAGUCUGAAUCCUGUUGUAAAUGUCAACAAAACAACCUUGUCAACUGUCAUGAAUUUGUCAAGAAUUUGGCAAAAUACAAGAAAUUUUCAAACAAAAAUUGUUUUCAACCAAAAAUCACCCAAACAGACACGAAACCCCGACAGUAUUCAGCCAGAACAACACCCCAACAUUUAAACAAACUCCAUUUGAAAACUCCUAACAAAAUGUGAAUCUCCUCUGGGUGAGUGUACUUUCUGUGUAGGGUCACGUCGAUCAUCAACUCAAAAUUCAUAUAUACCAAUGGCCGAAGAAGGUGGUAAGACUGCGGACCGGGUGCCGCGCGUCCAAAACAACAAUACAAAAGUCCAGGUCGUGGCCGGGCCUCGGGUCGUAACAAUAAAAAAGACCGAAACGGGGUUUGGGUUUAACGUGAGAGGUCAGGUCAGCGAGGGCGGACAAUUGCGAAGCAUCAACGGUGAGUUGUACGCCCCCUUGCAGCAUGUCAGCGCUGUGCUGGACCACGGCGCUGCCGAACUUGCUGGAAUAAGGAAAGGAGAUCGUAUAUUGGAAGUAAAUGGGGUAAACGUGGAAGGUUCCACUCACAAGCAAGUAGUGGAUCUGAUUAAAUCUGGCGGAGACGUUUUGAGGCUCACCGUGAUUUCUGUUACUCAACAGGAAGCAGAAAGAUUGGAACCAUCGGAAGACACCCAAGUCUACUACGACUAUAGCGAAAAACGAUCUUUACCCAUCAGUAUUCCAGAUUAUCACUACAAUGAAAGAAGCGGUGAUCGGUACGUUGCAUUUAAUAUUUACAUGGCUGGCAGGCAUUUGUGCUCGAGACGAUAUAGAGAAUUUGCCAAGUUGCACGCGGAUUUAAAAAAAGAAUUUAUCGGUUACAAUUUUCCAAAACUGCCGGGCAAAUGGCCUUUUACGUUAAGCGAACAACAAUUGGACGCCAGAAGGAGAGGCUUGGAACAAUAUUUGGAGCGGGUGUGUGCAGUUAGAGUAAUAGCAGAAUCUGAUAUAGUGCAGGAAUUCCUUACGGAUCCUGAUGAUGAAAGCAAUAGCAUUCCUGUAGAUUUAAAGGUCCUGUUGCCAGACAGGGAAGUUGUCACUGUGACUUUAAAGCGUAGCGCAAAUGCUGAAGAAGUUUACAAUGCUGUAACUAAAAAAAUUGGAAUGGGCAAGAAGGUUGCUAAAUAUUUUUUCAUUUUUGAAAUUGUAGAAUAUAAUUUUGAAAGGAAACUACAGCCAACAGAAUACCCUCAUAAUUUGUAUAUUCAAAAUUACAGCACCGCUACUAGUACGUGUUUGUGCAUAAGAAAGUGGCUGUUUUCAAUUCAAAAAGAGCUCACAUUAAUGACAGAUCCUCAAGCUACGUCUUUUAUUUUUUGGCAGGCUGUAGAUGAAGUAAACAGAGGCUACAUUAACGCUGGCGAGCGUUUAUAUCAAUUAAAAGCCCUACAAGACAACACAAGAGCAACUGAAUAUUUAAAAUUAGCACGAGAACUGCCAGGAUAUGGAGAAAUCGUUUAUCCGCACUGCGCGUGUGAUUCCAGAAAAGAUGGACACGUUAUAUUGUCAAUAGGCACAAGUGGCUUAAAAUUGCACGCCUGUCUGGAAGAUGGCACUUUGGAGAGUCAAAUUGUGGUCCUCGAAUGGGACAGCAUUCGACAAUGGGAAAUCGAUGAAGAAGGCAUGGCAUUUUGUCUUAAAUAUAAUCGGCAAGAUAAAACACCUCGAUGGCUCAAAAUAUUUACACCUUAUCAUCAAUAUCUUCUGGAUUGUUUCGAGAGAUUUAUAGAAGAAAGCAAAUGGUUGGAUUCAAAUGAUUGAUAUCGUUGUACUUUAAAAAUGUAGCAAUUCUGUUUUCAAAUUUAAUGUUUAGAUGUUUAAAAUGUUCUUUAAAAAGUCGAACAAAAAUGUUUUAAUUUCUCUCUCCGCCUCUCUAAGAGUAGCUAUGUAUUUGCUACCAAAAAAAAAAAUCUUUCCGGAAAAGUAGUUUUAAGAAAAUUUGCAAUGAUGUAUUUGUGAGAAGAAUAGUCAAUAUUAUGUACUUGUUUUUAAAUUUGAGAUAUAUUAUAUAGAGAAUUGAGUUACUCGAAUACUUUUAAAAAGGAAGACACCACAUCAAGGUGUUUUUUUUUUAGGUAAAGUUGACUAGGAUAUUUAUAGCCAAUUUUUAGAUGUACCUAAUCUAAUUGUAAACUAUUUAAAAAAAUUACACGUAAUAUAUCGUUUUUGAGAUUGUUGUAGGAUUAAAAUGAUCUGUGUGUUUUUUUCUUUUUAACUUUUUCAUUUAGGUUUUCCAAAAUGGAGCAUUUUUGACAAUACUCUAUGUAAAAGGAUUGUGAUUUUUUUUUUUCAAUUUCCAAAAUGAGCUUGCAGAUGUAGAGAGCAACAAAAUGCUGUAUAAAAUCUCGAUAUAAUGUUUCAAUACAAAGUGUCUUACCCUGUAUAUCCGUUGCUAUUCCGAGUUCAAAGAAGUUUAUGACAGAUUAUUUGUAGGCAUUUGAUUGUGCAAUUUUUUAUUUAUUUUGUCUACCAUAUAAUAUGUUCAAUGAUUUCCAAAAUCCCCAUGUACUUCCUUUAAGUUAUUCCAGACACCCUGUAUAUCUAGCUUAAGUGUAUUUAAAAAAUAGAUAAAUGUAGUUUGAAAAUAGAGGAAUUUUCCAAUUUUCUAACUUUUUCCAAACACCCCGUACAGGUUUGAAACUUCAGGUUUUAAUGGAAAGUCGAAUGGAUUCAGGAUUCAAAUAAAACACAAAUUUUAAAAAGCAUUUUGUAUAUUUUACCAAGUGAAACAAAAGUAUAUACAAAAUAAGAAAAAUCGUGUCACAAACAAAUAAACUUUUAAACCAAUAAAUAAAAAAAAAAUCGCUUUGCAAAAUAACUUGUAAAUAUUAUUAUCAUUUAAAUAUUUUGAAACAAAUAUCACCUUAAAAAUUAAUUAAUACAAAUAUAAUAUAAAGUAAAAAGGGAUUUUUCGAAAAGUGGACAGUCUUUAGGUAAAUAUCUUAUUUAAUUCAUUUUUAUAUUAUUUUUAAAUCAGGUCCAAGACAGAUAUUUUAUACUAUACAAGUAAUUACAGACACAGAUAGUUCAAUAGUUCUUUUUUUUUAAUAAUUAUUCAACAAACAUCGAAAAUUUGAGAGACUAAUAUUAUUAAGGAGCGGCAAUUUCAAGUUAACUAACUGGAGUUAUUUAUUAUUAAAAAAAAUCUAUGUAGUUUCUCCCAAAUAUAAUUCUUAAAGAUAUGUAAGAAUAAAUUAUACGUAUGUAUUACGAUUGUUAGGAAAUUAGUUUUUUUGACUUCCUACCAAAAUCGUAUUUUCAAUAUAUAAUCUAUGACACAUUUACUUAUAUAAUAGUUUUAUUGACGAAUUAUUAUGAUAAUUAGGUUUGCAAAAAUGAAUUUUGCUAUAAAAAUAAAUAAUUAUAUAAAACAAAUUGGUUAUUUUUGGAACUUAAUUUUAAAAAUGUUAUUGUUUUAUAAACAAUAUUAAUUAAAUUAUUAUUAUCUUAUAUCGCCCGAUCCCUACAUCUUGCAGACACACAAUACCACAAAAGUAAUUUUGUUUUUGUUCUCAUCAAAAAUAUUUUUAAUACAGAAAUGAUGAAUUUCUUAGUCAAUUUGCCCAACUCAAAUGAUUACUUUUGCCCAUUAAAUUACACAUAAGAAAUUGAUUUAAAAAAAUGGCCUAGCUACUAAUCAGAUUCGUCGUCGACCACCUGAUCGAAACCUUCCAAAUCGGCCGAUUGCAGGUACCCCUUCAUAAGAGCAUAUUCGAUAAGAGCUAAAUGACAAAAUAUAUACUGAUCUGGCAUUUGGAUGGAAUAAGCUCGUUGCGAUCGUAUCCUUUCCACUGUUCCUCGAAUAUCGGCCGUACCGACAUCUUCUAAACGUGAAAUACAUAUGUCUAGAGUACAAAACGUACCU